Messenger RNA from Siniperca chuatsi (mandarin fish), 2464 nucleotides. RefSeq names its product charged multivesicular body protein 1A (gene chmp1a). Lineage: Eukaryota; Metazoa; Chordata; Actinopteri; Centrarchiformes; Sinipercidae. Bases 163 to 759 code for a protein of 198 amino acids. Gene Ontology annotation, cellular component: ESCRT III complex; multivesicular body. The transcript has 7 exons. The record is from RefSeq and is a predicted model, not a curated record. Gene Ontology annotation, biological process: protein transport; endosome transport via multivesicular body sorting pathway; late endosome to vacuole transport.
AGAAGAAGAAGAGGCGGGGGGGAAAUUCUGAUCACGUGACUACCCUUGAACCAGGAAGUGCGGUGGCAGAUACACGGUUAUAUCAAAACAAAUCAAGACUAGCCUGUUGGGGUGCUGAAAAUUAUUUUUCCUGUGAUCACCUGAAACCAUAUUCGUCUUGACAUGGAUGAAACACUCUUCCAGCUAAAGUUCACUUCCAAGCAGCUUGAGAGAUUGGCCAAGAAAGCAGAAAAGGAGUCUGAAAAGGAGCAGGCCAAGGUCAAGAAGGCUUUGCAACAGAAAAAUGUGGAUUGUGCCAGAGUUUAUGCAGAGAACGCUAUCCGAAAAAAAAAUGAAGGACUUAAUUGGCUGCGCAUGGCGUCUCGAGUCGACGCAGUGGCCUCUAAAGUUCAGACUGCUGUCACCAUGAAGGGAGUGUCCAAAACCAUGGGCCAGGUGACCAAGGCCCUGGACAAAGCUCUGAACUCCAUGGAUCUCCAAAAGGUCUCUGCAGUCAUGGAUAAGUUUGAAAGCCAAGUCCAGAACCUCGACGUCCACACCUCAGUGAUGGAGGACUCCAUGAGCUCGGCAAUGACGCUGACCACGCCUCAGGAGCAGGUGGAUGACCUGAUCCACCAAAUAGCAGAGGAGAGCGGCCUGGAGGUGAUGGACCAGCUCAGCCAGCUACCUGCAGGAGCCACUUCAGUGGGUGCAGAGAGCUCACGGAGCCAUGACAAGGAGGACCAGCUGUCUCGACGGUUGGCUGCUCUGCGGAACUGAGGGAUCCUCCAGGACUGGUGACGGGGCUUACAGCUGUGUGGAAGCAGGCAAGCUUAAUGAUGGCGACAGGAGCUGUGUGUGUUUCUAUUGAACUGUAUCUACCGGGAGGACUUAAUGAGCCUAUCGAUUACCAUCCCCCUGCUCUAUAAAUACACACACACACACACACACACACAGAGGCUAGAAAUACCACCUGAGAAGGCAUGAAUCUCUCUCUUGUUCACCUUCUCAUUUCGAUCCAUCUAUUCCCGUUUCUUUCGUCCCCUCCAAUUCCCCAUUGGAUCUUGUUUUACCUUUCCCUUUUCUCCCUCCUUUUUUCUCCCUCUUUCUCCAUCACCACCACCACCUCCUCCUCCUGUGGCUACACUACUCUCCAGUUCUCAAGUCACACGCUUUUGGAUGUAUGCUUUGUACAAAAUAAGAAACCCAUUUUACAAACUAUAUAAUGUACAAUGGUGAAAAGUUUUAAUAAGCAGUUAAAGUGAUUAUAAGGGAGGUGGGUUUCCCUGGCUCUCAUAAGACGCAGGAUGGGUUAAAGAUGUAUCUACAUGUUUUUCUUUUUUUUUGGCUGCUGUCAGUCAGAAAUGAUUUAAAUGGACGAAUCUGUUGGGAGGAAGGAGACACAAAUUUAAUGGGAAAGAAAUAUCAGUUUUUGCACUUUAGUAUUUGACAAGUUUUUAAAAUUUAAAAUAGACAAUGACAUGUUUGUAACACUAACAAACAUAGUCUCCUUCCCUCAUCAGAUUCAUCCAACUAACAACAGCUUCAUGACAUUGUUAUAACACUGUAUACAACAAAGGACAAUCCUCAAAAUGAAUGAUUUUUGUGUUGUACUUUAUUUUUGAUCAGAUUUGUUGUUUAUUUCUCAUGCCUGUAUUCAGACUUUUUGCUUUGAACGCCUUAUUUGGGUUUCAGGUGCUUGCAUAGGUGCUUCCCCCGCCAGUGCCUGAAGGACAGUAGUUUAGAGAGCGAACAGCAGCAAACUCAAAUUCAACACACAUUGGUCAGAACAAGGAAUGUUCCGUUCCUCUUCCUGCCAGACAAACCUGAGAUGUUCUUGUCUUGGCCAGCUUCACUUUAACACUGACUGUGAUGAGUGUGAGCUCCAGUUGCCUGAUCUCUUUUUGGUUUGGGGUGUUUGCUCUUCCCCAGCAACACUGAAACCUCACUCAGAUAUUUUUGGAAGCUUCUCUGUCUAAAGUAAUCAUACCCACCUGUCUCAGUCCCAUCCCAAACUGUUUCAGGAGAAGACAUCAACUAAGAGAAGGGACGUACAUGCUGGAUUUUUUUUUUAAUUUGUUUCAGGUAAAUGAGGCGGUUUGUUCGACGAUGGUUUGCAUCAAUAGCAGGUGAUAUUUAAAGAAAGAAUAAUAAAAUGUACAAUGACAACAGCGUGAGUUAACAAAAGACUGGUUCCUUUUUUCUCUUGUUUUUGGAGAUCAUAGCUCUGUAUAGAGUUGCCUGUUAAAUGCUUUGACUGGUUUUGAUGCUUCCUGCUUUGGGCUCUCAAUGUAGACCAGUGAGAGGGCAGGCAGGCCGAAGCCAGAUCUCCACCUGUGACAGAGCAGCUACACCCUCUGAUAAUGUCUUCAGUUUGUUGUCCAUUUUAACAUGGGGAGGGUUUAUUUAUACUCAAAGUUCAGCAGACCUUGCAGCAUUUUUGUUUUGUAUAUUUAUCUUGUGAAAAUAAAAACUUGCCCUCUGA